Coccomyxa subellipsoidea C-169 is the source of this 1229-nucleotide messenger RNA. RefSeq lists its product as hypothetical. The transcript has a single exon. The coding region runs from base 214 to 510 and encodes 98 amino acids. The record is from RefSeq and is a predicted model, not a curated record. NCBI's taxonomy places the organism in Eukaryota, Viridiplantae, Chlorophyta, Trebouxiophyceae, Coccomyxaceae.
CAUCACCAAAAUUUGCAGGGGCGCCAAUUGCAUACAUUCCACCAAGGCAAGUGAGCACAAAGGCAAAUCGACUUGAAGUCGAUUGGCCAGUAAGUAGAAAGCUUGCACGCCCUUGCUCUGCUCUGUGUUCCAGAUGCUAUUGCUACUCAAAGUCCAGAGCUUGGCGGCUCGAGGUCUUCUGCACAUCUAAAAUUCCAGCUGUUGUGCUGCCAAAUGUGCCACUUCACUCCCAUGCAUGUAAUAGGGAGUUGUGUUUGCUCCAGGCGGCUGUGGGAGACGGCGGAGUCGGCAAACGGCGCUAGGGUGGUCGGCGUCGUGGGAGCGGCGCAUGUGCCGGCAAUUCGCAGCAUGUGGUCCGAGGCCGGCACGCCGCAAUUUGAGCACCUGUGCGAGGCGUACAUGACAGUUCCUCAGCAGCCGCGCCUUGGCUUCUCCACCACGCUGCCAACCAUCGCUACUGGUGAGCAAUGUUUUUUUUUAGCGGCUUGCGCAAGCCAACGUGGCCUGUAACAAUUUAAAGGGGUGGACUUGUGGCCAUUUGCAGGCCUUUACAUGUGCGUUUGGAAUCCACAAAAAGGACUUGAAUUACUCCCAACCCGCGCAAAAGCCACACUUUGCCCUUUCUGACCCAAAAUGUCCUGAAAACCACCAGUUUUAGCUAAAAUUCUCCCUCAAAUCUCAUGUCCAGCCAAGCUCAUGGCUUUUGCCAAUUCAUUGAACCUCUUUGGGAGUGGGGCUGAAAUCACCCGCUCUAAUGUAUGCACCGCUUUGCUGGAGUGUUAGCGGUUCUCUCUGCUGUAAGAAGUUUGUCAGCAGUUUGGUCAGCUGUGCAUCAGGCUCACAAGCAGGGUUUCUUUUAGUGGCGUUCUGAAGCCGAUGAGGCUUUUCCCAAUUAAACAAGCAGUUUUUUUUGGCGUUCUGGCCACUGUCUGGUGCACACUUUGAGGGCACAUAUCGGCGCUAUUAAAAAAAUAAGAGGUGCAGGAAUCUAAAUACUCCCCUGUGUAAGCUUCAGCAACCCCUGAAAAACCUCAUUUUUGCUGAAAAAUAUCGUCAAACUCCUGAUUUCUGCCACCUCUGUGGCUUCAGCCAAAGUUUCCAAGGAUUGGAUGGAAGCCACAUCGGCUAUCAGCAUCUUUUGAGAAACACUGCUGACAAGUCCUGUCGCUGCAGGUGCGCUGCUGGGCUAUAUCACAUGGAAGCGGCCGAAAUUGGCGCUGACAAUGGCG